AUGGCUGUCGUGCACAGCGAGGACCGACGGAAGCGAGCUGUCGGCAACCUCAGCCACAAUCACACCGGACGGGGAGGAAACACGCGGCGCGUCCGGCACAAACGCCAAUCCAGAGCUCCCAAAAACUUCGCGCAGGGGCCCAACCAUCGCCAGAGCCUCACUGCCACCGAGAUCGGAGGACGGUCCAGAUUGCCGCCCAAGCAAAGCAAGGCCCGCCUGGGCCAUACCUCGGGGUCUCAUCGCCAGUCUCACACCCACCCAGCCCGGACAGCCUUGCCGCCGCCGAGCUUGAACCAUGACCCCACCAAAACCAUUACGCAGCCCAAGACCCGGCCAAUCUCGCAGGAGCAGCUGAUGGCCGAGGUCAAGGGUAUCUACGCCAGCCUGGUGAUGAUUGAGCGCAAAUGCAUCGAAGUGGACAACGAUCUCAGUUCGCACAUUAGCACCUCUGGCGAGCCCAAGAAUUCGCAAGCCAACCCUCCACCCAAGCUCAACAAUGACCAGUGGCAGGCUCUCAUUGCCCUUCACCGUAGCUUGCUCCACGAGUACCACGACUUCUUCCUCGCUUCGCAACAUCCGUUGGCGAGCCCGGCGUUGAGAAGAUUGGCCGCCAACCUAUACCACAUACUUACGUUCAUUUACAUGGCCUACUCCAUGAUGGCCUUGUUCUACGAAACGGCUCCCGCGUUUGAGGACACGUGGAUCGAGUGUCUGGGUGAUCUUGCCCGCUACCGCAUGGCUAUUGAGGACGACGACAUUCGGGACCGCGAAGUGUGGACCGCUGUGAGCCGUCACUGGUAUUUACGCGCCUCCGACAAAGCGCCGACAACGGGACGCCUCUACCACCACUUGGCGAUUCUCGCUCGGCCCAACGCCCAGCAACAGCUCUACUACUACACCAAGUCGCUCUGCGUGAAAAUGCCUUUCCCCUCUGCCCGCGAAAGCAUCAUGACCUUGUUUGAGCCCAUCAUGUCACCCAACCCUAAGCCACAGCAGACCAGCGUCCGGCCCGUAGAGCUGUACUUCACCAGUUUCCUCAAGUUGAUCAACGACCACAUCGGUCGUCCCACUUAUCGAUGGCUCGGACCUGGGUACCACAUUGGCAUUUCCAACAUCUGCGCGCUGAUGGGGUACGGGGACGAGAGCAACCCGAUUGCUCAGGCGAUCAAAGUCACACGUCCCAUCGAUACCGAAUCCCAAGACCAGCCAAUGCCAGAUUCGGAAACGCCGGCCCCUUCGCCCAGCAUCAGCGCCAGCAAGCAGUUCCUCAGCACGCGCAAGUUCUUCAACGCCACCUACGAUGUGGUUUGCCGUCGCUUUGGCGAUCACAACACCCUCCCCUUUCUUCACGUCACCCUCGUCUUCAUCCACCAACUUACGUUCUUCCCGGAGGCUAUGGCCCACGUGGCAUCCCACGUCCCUUGGAAACUGACAGCAUUCAUGCUCAAUGCGUUGAUUGGUUCGUCGUCGCCUCAAAACGUUUCGCAGUCUCUGGCUCGUUUUUUGGAAAGUGGAGAGGCGUUCCCGGGCUGGAAUGAGAAGCAGGGGGAGGAGAAGAAGAACGAUGGCGCGGAGGCCGGGGAGCCGCGGCCGGGGACGCCGAAGCGUCGGCCGCUGCCCGAGGACUUUGCGCUGCGGGGCUUUCCUUUCGGGAAGGAAUACUUCCCCGUCGGGUGGUUUGUGACGGAGGAGACGAUCGACGACGAAGACAAGUAUUUUGAGGUCCCGUCGAUGACCAAGGAAAGGAUGGAGAGGAUAGUGUGGCUCGGAUGCCGCAUCGCCGAGAAGGAAGGCAAGUGGCUCCGCUUCGACAAGGAGAACUGGCGGUUCGGGGUGAACCCGGAGUAUGAGGUGGAACCGGACUGGAGAUGCCGAUGCUGGCAACGCCGGGUGAGAGCGUCGAUUGUGGUGAGCUUCCCGAUGCGGCAGCUAAGGCUUAAGUGA
This is a messenger RNA of Parathielavia appendiculata, 1944 nucleotides long. RefSeq lists its product as uncharacterized. Bases 1 to 1944 code for a protein of 647 amino acids. Lineage: Eukaryota; Fungi; Ascomycota; Sordariomycetes; Sordariales; Chaetomiaceae. The transcript is spliced from 6 exons. The record is from RefSeq and is a predicted model, not a curated record. Gene Ontology annotation, biological process: nuclear-transcribed mRNA catabolic process, nonsense-mediated decay. Gene Ontology annotation, cellular component: telomerase holoenzyme complex. Gene Ontology annotation, molecular function: protein binding; telomerase RNA binding; telomeric repeat DNA binding.